Lodderomyces margitis is the source of this 3447-nucleotide messenger RNA. RefSeq lists its product as uncharacterized. NCBI's taxonomy places the organism in Eukaryota, Fungi, Ascomycota, Pichiomycetes, Serinales, Debaryomycetaceae. The record is from RefSeq and is a predicted model, not a curated record. The coding region runs from base 1 to 3447 and encodes 1148 amino acids. The transcript has a single exon.
AUGUUGAUGCAAAGAAUAACUCCUACAUUUGUCGCUUGUAUUUGUAUGGUGUCUCACGUGACUGUUGCUGCUACCAUAAAUGGAAAAGGAGGUCAACAGUUGGAUGAAUAUUUUGAUUUUACCAAUAGCAUCAAGUAUGAUGCAGUUGAUGUUACUACAUUAGAUGCCGAUUUAUUCAAUUGUUUAGGACAAGAUGUAUCAUAUUAUAUUGAAGAAUUUCCAAAAAAUUCUAAUAAUGUUGAUGGCGAUCUAGAUGUACCAUCUCAAACAACCAAUUCCUUUUCAAGUCCAUCGAUCGAAUCAUCGCUUCAAGUUUCAUUUCCACUGGUGGGUAUUGAGGAUGGAAGUUCUACGGACUUCUAUGGGUUCACCUUUGGGAUUCCUGAUUGGACUCACUCCACAGUCUCGGCCCCAGAGGGUGAUCUUCCAAGUCAUACUGAGGUGACAACCACUGAAACGAAGAAAAUUGAAUUGACGAAAACAAGCAAUUCAGAAUCUCAUACUGGUAAACCCCUGUCUGGUUUCUUGAACCCGCUUGCUGGCAUUGACUGGAUUUACAAAAGAACUACCGAUGUGAAAGGCUCUCCAAAAAUGGAUUUCAAAGUCUCCAAAGUUGAAUUUGUCAAAGAUUCGCUGUGGAAGAUUACUUUCCACAUGAAAUCGAUCCUUGAUCCUACAGAAUUAUUGGAAAUGCUUGGACAUGGGUCAAUUACUGUUGACUUGGGGUUUUUAAAUAAUGUUGUUGCAUACACCUUGAGACUAUUUGGUAUUGGUGCUAAAUUCAACUACAGCAACCCAUUCGAUAUAAAUGCGACUGUCUUCAUUACUCCUUCGGUGCACGGGGGUCUUUACUGUCUACCUGAUGAUUUUGGGUUUACUUAUCAAACCACAUCGCUGUUGUCAUCGUGGUCAAAGAUGUUCCACUCAACUUUUAGGUACGUUGUGAAUACCGAUUUUGCUAAUGCCAAUGCAAGAGACGACAAAGAUAUGGAUCACCAUUUUGUACUCGACAAUAGUAAGACGUUGGAUUUAACUAUUCCCAACUUUUGCUGGAAAAUUCCAGUUUGCUUAAAGUCUGAAGUUGCUGCAUCAUCUUCGUCUUCGCUGAUUGAAAUUCCCGCCAACACUGGAUUAUUUACUGAGCACAUUGAGAUGUCAACACUUGCAACUGUUGAUAGCUCAUCUACGAUGUCAAUUUCUGAAACUAGCGUCGAAACUUCCAUUGCGUUCUCAACCGAUAUAACCACAGAAUCAGAAUCAUACUACGAACAAACUUCAGAGUGGUCGAAGUACAACAUCACAGAAACAUCGACUGAACAAACUACUACAGGUACGCCUAAAUCCUCAUUAAACUCCGCAAUAGUCUCUGGUGAUAAAUACAAUAGUGAACACAGCACAGAAUCAACCGUUUCGUCCCCAAUAUCGAGCACUCAGUCUACGCAUUUCUCCACUAUUAAUUCAACUUCCUUAUCAACAUCUGAAAUUGUUUAUCUGUUGUAUGCCACUAAUUUAGCUGAAGCAUCAGAGGGAACAGCAAUCGAGCCACUGGUUCAGUCAAGAUACGAGUCAUCGCUUGAGUCCACAAACACAACUUAUCAUCAAUUGGUUUAUGAAUCAUCUGCACAAUCCUCCUUAGAGACUAAAUCUCAAGAUAGUGAACUUGAGUCAAGCUCAAUGUGGAAUACCACUGUAGCUACCGUUGCAACGACCAUCUCCAUAGAGAAUGUUACUUCAGUAGUAAGCAAUACCAAAAAUGGAACCAAUGUGAGAACUUCAUACUUGCCCACUGGAUUAACAGAAACUGCAUUGGAGACUACUGUUUCAUCAGAGGAAACUACUACUUCAUCAGAAGAGGCUACUACUUCAUCAGAAGAGGCUACUACUUCAUCAGAAGAGGCUACUACUUCAUCAGAAGAGGCUACUACUUCAUCAGAAGAGAUUGUUUCUGUAUCAGUUUUGAAUUUUUUGACAGCUUCAGUGGAAACUGCUUUGGGUUCUUCGUACAUUUCUUUCAAUUCAAAUUCAAGUGCCAGUUCAGUUAGAGUUGUUUCGUCGGUUCAGCCAUUUGAAUCCAUCACAAAUUCACAAGCAAGUACAUCUUCAACUGAAGUUGAAUCAUUCUCACUUGAAGCAGUUGUGAGUACCUCAGACUCAGAUUCAUGCACCGGCACCACAGAAGUUGCAUCAUAUUCGUCAACCAAUUCAUUCGAAACCCCAUCGGACUUAGACUCAGAAGUGUAUUCAACUGAAUCUGCAUUGCCAACCUCGUCAACGUUGGCUAACGUUUCAUCAUCCAUUUCAGAAUAUUCAAUGUCUCUUGAAGCCACUGCAGUUUACAUUGUUACGGAGAUAACUGAUGCUUUGUCAAUGAAGUAUUCCUAUUCGAAAAAUGUAUCGGUGGUUGAUUCAUAUUCCUACUCUGAGUCCACAACAAGGAAACAUAAUGAAAGUGACUCGUAUACUUCAUAUAAAACAGAGGAACUAUCAUUCAUUGCAACUAGCGCCUUGGAGAGCUUGCCUGCUAUUGCAAAUUACACGACUGUGACUGGUAUUUUGAACUUGCCCACUCAAUCAGCAAGUUUUCCUACUAUAGAAGGGUCAAUUACGGUGAUGGGAACUAUGGUGACUGCAUUAAUUUCAGAAGAAGCAUUUUCAAUCAGUGAUCCAGUUCUUGAAAGCAAGCCAAUUAGUGAAGGAUCGGCUUCAUUUGCCAACUCAACCAAUGUGACUAAUCUUAGUGCUGGUGGGGAUCCAUCUGUCGGAGGAGUCAUUAGUACCACCAUCACAAGUCAGUUAGUAUCAGAAACUACAACAACUGAAAAGACACAUACAGUGGUCCCUUUCUGGAAUUCUUCACAAAUUAGUCAUCAUUCUGCAUCCAUUGACCAAACUUUACCUGAAUCUAGUGAAUGUACCAGUACAAUAAUUGAAGACCAACGUGAAAGCGCUACGGCAUUUAAAACUACUAGGUUGGAAGUUACAAAAACGACUGAAUUGUUGACAACUAUCACCUCAAAGAGCAAACAAACCACCGAGACUAGUUUAAGUGAUGAACCUGGCUAUAGUGAAAGCAAUGCGACUAUGAAAACAAUUGUCACAUUGAGUUCAUUGGAGAAAAGUGACUAUACAUCCUCUACUUCGGCUGCUGGUUACAAUGGGACAAUGUCUUCUCUUGAUGAAAGUGACACCUAUUCAAGGGUAAGCCAGUCAACAAACCAAGCUGAAUCAAGCGAAGUAGCAAACCAUGCUGAGUCAAGUCACAUUACAGAUCUUGCUGAGUCGAGUCAAUCAACAACCGUUUUACAAACAAUGACUACUUUGGAAACUGAAUCAAUCUCAACCACUGUAUUUCCUACUGUUACAACUGUACCAUUUUCUGUCCAAUACGUUGGUGGAUGCAGCCACUUAGUUCCUAGUUUUUUUGCGUUGCUCCUUGUCAUCAUCUAG